Molecule: messenger RNA, 3064 nt
Organism: Closterium sp. NIES-67
Lineage: Eukaryota; Viridiplantae; Streptophyta; Zygnematophyceae; Desmidiales; Closteriaceae
Source: the annotation of a GenBank genome assembly
CCAGGCUCGUUCACAUGAUGGGCGGCAGCAUUUGGCUGCACUCGUGUCUUGGCACCGGCAGCACUUUUGCCUUCUCGGCCACCUUUGCUGCUUCCUCCCUCGCCCCCUGCUCCCCCCGCCAUGCGGCCCUCCUCCCCCCCGCCGCACGGUGAGUGCGGAGGAGCUCGACCGCCGCCUCGCCCUCGACGCCCUCUCGCUGUCGCUCCUUCCCUCCCUCCCCACCGCUCCUCCUCCCGCUCCCUGGCGCCCGCCCUCUCCCCCUCCUCCGCCACCUGCCCUGCCCCCUCGCUCACGGCCCGCCUGCCUGCUGCUGAGCGCAAGGGGUGGGGCGAGGAAAGGCGGGCAGAAGGCGGCUUGGAUGCAGCAGCAGGUGUGGCGGGGGAGCAAGCAGCAGGAGUGCGGGAAGGAAAGGCAGAGGUCUCAGGAGGCGAGAGCAGAGGCAUGUAUGCGAGGGCUGUCACAGCAGGGGUUGGAGGUGGUAGGGGUAGGGUGCAGCAGUUGAGGGGCGGUGAGAGCAGGGCUGGGCGCAGCAGGCGGCGAACACAGAGCUUCACAUGUGGGGAUGCGGCCACAGGGCGCAUGCUGGACGACGUGCUGCUGCGCGCGCGUGAGGAGCAGCAAGCAAUUGAGGAGCAGCACGCUCGCCAGGAGCACCAGGCAGCCAAGCUGCCUCCCGCCAGGCUGACUGCUACUGCUUCCCACACUCAGGGCGCCCCUGCCCCUGCCCAGGAGCAGGAACAGCAGCAGCUGCAGCUAGCAUCGUCUGGAUUGGAACGAAGUAGCAGUGAGGGGUUUACAAUGCGGCGGCGGCCUCUGCUUGUGGUUCGAGGGAGGACUCGGUCCAUGGAGUGUGGUGGGGCAGGGGAGAGCAGGGAGUGGGGCAGUGUGGGCGCGGAGGACAUUGUGAGCGUGCAGAUGAGAGGCAGGGAGGCUACUGGCAGAGGCUCAGGUGGCGCCACCGCCAGUGAGAGCAGUGGUGGCGACGAGGGCAGGCCGCCCGGCAGCAGUCCUCGGCAUGUGCCGCCCCGCCUCAAGUCGUGGGGUCCCGGCAGUGGCAGUGGCAGUGGCAGUGGCAGUGGCAGUGGCAGUGGCAGUGGCAGUGGCAGUGGAGUGCGCAUGGCAGGCAGUCCGCACACAGGGGCGGGUGCCAGGGGCAUAGGGGCCAGAAGCGUUAGCAGCAGAGCAGCAGCCAGCGGGUCCAGCAGCCCUCAUGCACACGCCGGUGCUAGUGGUGGUGGUGGGGCCGAUAGCGCUGCCCGCGUGGUGCCUGGUGGGGCGGAGGCAGGAGUGGCAAAGCUGAGCCGGGUGGUGGAGAGGGAGGACGAGGGGGGGAGCGAGGAGGACGGCCCGGGGGGCAGGUCAGGGCAGCGCAGGAGGAGAGAGAGGCGAGCACAGGUAGGUGGUGCUGGGCGCCUGGCAGCAAUGGAGGGCAGUGCGCAGGAGCAGCGGGGGGCUGGUGUGGGCACGGAAGGGUGGCAGGGCGGUGGGCAGGCUGUGGGGAUGCAAAGGGGAGAUGAGGGGCUGCAGAAGGGGUUGGGUGCAUCUCAGGAGGAAGGAGGCGAGGUGGGAUGGAGAGGCAAGCAUGUAUGGCGGGCCCCUCCCUUGUCGGUGGAUGUGAGUGGGUGUGGGGAAGAGGCAGCAGCUGGGGUGGGCAGCAGCAGCAGGUUUGACGAGUCACUGCCUGCGCCUGGGACGCACAAUGACAAGUCGGAUGCCUCGCCACCAGCGUUAGGCAGUGCCGGCCACGCCCACGGUGAGCCACCCACCUGUGGCCGUGCCAGUGCCUCCCCUAUGCACCCACCCAUCCCUGCAGCAGCUGCGGCAUCACGGCCCAGGGCAGACUCGUCUGUGGCGUUGGGUCGGCAGCGUCAGCUGAAUGCUCGACAGCUCACUUUCCAGCUGCCCGAGGACGCCUCCCCCGACCACACGCCCUCCACGCCUACCUUUGUCCCUCGUAGAGCGUCUCAGGGGCCUCCUGCUGCCUCCACUCUUGCCUCCUCCACCCCUCCCUCCUCCGCGCUGCCCCCCCUCACCAUGGAGCCGAGCACCAUGGACGCCAUAUAUGCGCGCAUCCAAGCAGCUGCUGCCGCCCAGCGCUCCCUCGCCCCCGCUCGCUCGCCCCGCACUGGCGCUUCUGCAGGCGCCGUGAGUCGCAGCUUCUCGCGCAGUAGGGAGCCUCCCCCCUUGGACGUGCCGACCACGCCGCUGUCGUCCUCGGCUCGGCGCACUGGCGGGGGCCUGACUCGGCAGAAGUCAGGCGGGCUGGCGCUGCUGCAGCGCCAGGGCACGGGGCUGGCCCGCCAGGGCACGGGGUUGGGGCGGCAGAUGAGCAUGAAGCUGAAGCAGAAGGUGCGCGCCGCCAGCCCGCGGGCGCUGCUGUCGUCGACGGCGCUGAACAUCCUGCUGGCAGAUGACAGCGUGGUGAACCAGAAGGUGGCGGUGCGCUUCCUCAAGAAGAAGGGGAUGGUGGCCGACGCCGUGGGCGACGGCGCUCAGGCCAUCCAGCGACUCUACCCCAAAGACGGCGGCAUCACGCCCUACGACCUGCUGCUGCUGGACGUGCAGAUGCCGGUGAUGGACGGUCUUCAGACAGUGCGAGUCAUCCGCGAGAAGGAAAUGGCAGAGAAGCUGCCCCAUCUUCCAGUCAUUGGCCUGACAGCCCAUGCAGCUGACGUGUACCGCGACCAGUGCAUAUCCGCAGGCAUGGACGGCUUCGUCUCCAAGCCGUUCACUGUGAAUCAGCUGCUGAGCAUGAUGCAGUCGGUGCUUGAAAAAUACUCGUAUAAACGACUCCCACCUGAAGCUAUGGCAUCAUAGUUGAAAUGCAACACGUUUACUGUACCUUUACAAAGAGUAAUUUAUUGCAGCUGAUCAGUCCUGUAUGUAUCAGAGAAACAACAGCUCAUAUGGUGUUUUCAGGAAGUUGAAUGUGCACCCUUGCAUUGUUGGAAACACACUACGAUUCGUGAGUCUCAUCGUGGUGUAGCAGCCGAAGAAGCUGCGGCUGUUCUGGAAGAAUCUCUAGGACUGACUGCAAUUUGCGGAGCGGAGUGUCAAACAUGUG